This is a messenger RNA of Hibiscus syriacus, 1089 nucleotides long. Its product is annotated as probable protein ABIL5. The transcript has 8 exons. NCBI's taxonomy places the organism in Eukaryota, Viridiplantae, Streptophyta, Magnoliopsida, Malvales, Malvaceae. The record is from RefSeq and is a predicted model, not a curated record. Bases 179 to 955 code for a protein of 258 amino acids.
AAAGACAGCCAAACCCUCUAUCUAUCUUCUCUCACUUUCAAAUUUAAAACCAGAAAAAUUGGUUCCUUUCCUCCUCAUCUUCACUGGUUUUUAAAUUUAACUCAGCUGUCCUAUCCUACUAACCAGUGAGUGGGUGACCAUCAUCAUCAAUUAGCUCUAAUUCUGAAAGACAAGAAAAAUGCAUGUUUCAGAGAUACUUUCUCCUCUGGAGGAAGAAGAAGAUUCGGGCCAAGGCUUUCGUUUUGACAAGUCUCUCCAGGAACUGAGAGAUUUGCGGUCUCAGCUUCAUUACGCCGCUGAUUACUGUGAAACAACGUUUUUGAACUCUAAGGAGAAGAGAAGUGUGGUGGAAAACACAAGAGAGUACAUAUGCAAGGCAGUCGUUACCGUUGUUGAUCAUCUGGGAAACGUCUCUGCUAAUCUAAAUCACUCCAUUUCCGAGACUGAUUCAUUUUCUGAGGCUGAGCUCCGCAUUAAUUGCCUCCAACAAAGACUUCUCUCGUGCGAGCAAUUUGCUCACAAGCUUGCUCUAACCAGAGUCAAAUGGAACCCAAUUUUGCCAACACAUCACCGGCGAUAUUUAUCUGCACCAGCAACAGCAACUGUGGAGAAAUCAAAAGAAAACCCAACGAUCUCCAUUGCUGCUAGUCCUGCAGAGCUCGUAAACAAGCAUGAACUUGACACUGGUGGAGUUCCACUUUUCUCCUUCACUUGUACAUACAAGCCUUCACUGUCCAAGAGUCCAUCUCUCAAAUCUAAUUUGGACGAAAGUGAUUCUGAUUCAACAUUGGUACCUGUUCGUGAUGGCCUCUCGAUACUAUCAAAGAGUUCAAAUCCUACAUUCCAUUUCCAGCAACGAGAUAAAAAACACGGACGCAAAGGCUUGUAUAGGAAAGCAUUGACGAGUGGUGAUAUCUUAGCUUUUAUUCGACGGACAAGAAGAUCAGCUGCUUGAUAAAAAAAAGGGCAAAAUCUGCGUAUUAGUGACUAAAUUUCUUGAUAAAAAAGGACAAGAAGAUCAUCAUUUGGUGUGUUCGGGAUUAUGCUGAAUAUAUUACUCGAUGCAGGGGGGCCGCUAUUGAAGAUUUC